Nycticebus coucang (slow loris) is the source of this 1485-nucleotide messenger RNA. It is a transcript of the gene SERPINA5, whose product is annotated as serpin family A member 5. Gene Ontology annotation, biological process: negative regulation of endopeptidase activity. The record is from RefSeq and is a predicted model, not a curated record. Lineage: Eukaryota; Metazoa; Chordata; Mammalia; Primates; Lorisidae. Bases 138 to 1364 code for a protein of 408 amino acids. The transcript is spliced from 5 exons. Gene Ontology annotation, molecular function: serine-type endopeptidase inhibitor activity.
GGGAGGGGUGGAGACAGGGUGGUCAGUGACAAAAGUGACUGCAGCCAGCCAGCCUUCUGCCCUUUUCUGAGCCUGACAGACUGCCACCUCCACUGUGUGCACGCUUGGCCACAGGACAGAGACAAAGGGAAGUCAUCAUGCAGCUCUUCCUCCUCUUGGGCCUGCUGCUCCUCAGCCCUGAGGCUGCCACCCUCCGCCGCCACCAUCACUCUCGUGAGAUGAGGAAGAAGGUCAGGGAGCUCCCCACAGGUCCCACGGCGGCCCCCAGUGGCAGGGAUUUCACCUUUGACCUCUAUAGGGCUUUGGCCUCUGCUUCCCCUGGGCAGAACAUCUUCUUCUCCCCUCUGAGCAUCUGCACCAGCCUGGCCAUGCUCUCCCUAGGAGCACGGUCCAGCACAAAGAUGCAGAUCCUGGAGGCCCUGGGCCUCAAGCCCCAGGAGAGCCUGGAGGAGGAGAUGCACAGAGCCUUCCAGCAGAUGCUACAGGAGCUCAACCAGCCCAGAGACACCUCCCAGCUGAGUAUUGGCAACGCCCUAUUCACUCACCCCUUGGUGGACAUUCAGGAUGCCUUCCUGAGUGCCACAAAGACACUGUACCUGGCAGACGUUUUCUCCACUAACUUUGAGGACCCAGCAGGGGCCCAGAAGCAGAUCAACGAUUAUGUGGUAAAGCAAACUAAGGGCAAGAUUGUGGAUUUGAUCCAGAACCUCGACAGUACCGCAAUCAUGGUUAUGGUGAAUUAUAUUUUCUUUAAAGCUAAGUGGGAGAUAAGCUUCAGCCACAAAAGCACCCAAGAGCAGGACUUCCACGUGACCCCAGAGACAGUGGUGCGCGUGCCCAUGAUGAACAACGAGGACCAGUAUUACUAUCUCCUGGACCAAAACCUCUCCUGCAGGGUGGUGGGAGUCCCCUACCAAGGCAAUGCUACUGCUUUGUUCAUUCUCCCCAGUGAGGGAAAGAUGGAACAGGUGGAGAAUGGACUAAGCGAGAAAACGCUGAAGAAGUGGUUUAAAAUGUUCAUGAAGAGGGAGCUCGAUCUUUACCUUCCCAGGUUCUCCAUUGAGGGCUCCUAUCAGCUGGAGAAAGUUCUCCCCAGGUUGGGGAUCAGUGAGGUCUUCACCUCCCGUGCUGACCUGUCUGGUAUCAGCAAUUACUCCAACAUCCUGGUGUCCGAGAUGGUCCACAAAGCCAUGGUGGAGGUGGAUGAAUCGGGAACCAAAGCAGCUGCAGCCACGGGGAUGGUCUUUACGUUCAGGUCUGCCCGACUGAGCUCUCAAAGGGUAGUGUUCAACAGGCCUUUUCUGAUGUCCAUUGUGGAAAACAGGAAGAACAUGAUCUUCCUUGGCAAAGUCACCCACCCCUGAAGUGGGCCUUCUCCUGAAAUCCACAGGCAUCCACAGUGGGAGCUGGUAUGGCCCAUCUGUCCGCUGGUAGCUAGUAUCGAGCAAGGCAACAUGAAUAACAAUAAAAAGAUUGAUACACUGA